Messenger RNA from Aptenodytes forsteri (emperor penguin), 1442 nucleotides. It is a transcript of the gene SMPDL3A, whose product is annotated as sphingomyelin phosphodiesterase acid like 3A. Bases 254 to 1225 code for a protein of 323 amino acids. Gene Ontology annotation, molecular function: hydrolase activity. NCBI's taxonomy places the organism in Eukaryota, Metazoa, Chordata, Aves, Sphenisciformes, Spheniscidae. The transcript is spliced from 8 exons. The record is from RefSeq and is a predicted model, not a curated record.
GUGUGAUUCUCCAUAUCAACUUAUUUUGUCAGCAUUUGCAUUCAUGAAGGAUUCAAACCAGCAGGUUUCGUUCAUGAUUUGGACGGGGUGUUAUCUGUGAGGCUUUGUGUGCCUUAGCAGUGGGACUGGAGAAAGAAGUGUGAAAGGGAGGCAUAUGAGUUAGUACCAUGCCCUGUUACUUUCUAGAGAUAGCCCUCCUCAUGUUCCUGUAAAAGAACUCUCCACAAAGUUGGUCAUUAGCAUCAUUGGCAAUAUGAGUUCUACAAUUCGUAAUUUCUUUCCAGAUCUUCAGGUUUUCCCAGCCUUGGGCAAUCAUGACUACUGGCCACAGGAUCAGCUUCCUGUAACUACCAGUGAAGUUUACAAUGCUGUAGCAGAUUUCUGGAAACCUUGGCUAACUGAUGAAGCAAUCAAUACCUUCAGAAAAGGUGGCUUCUACACACAGCUGUUUGAAUCCAGUGAUAGCUCUCAACCACUCAGGAUAAUCAGUCUGAACACAAAUUUAUAUUACAGUCCCAACAGUGUAACUGUGAAUAUCACUGACCCAGCCAACCAGUUUGCCUGGCUGGAGGGAAUAUUAGAAACCUCUUCACAAAAGAAGGAAAAGGUAUAUAUAAUAGGACACGUACCAAUAGGAUACUUGCCAUAUGCAAGGAAUACUACAGCUAUCAGGGAGUAUUACAAUGAGAGACUGGUAAAGAUUUUUCGCAAACACAGUAGUGUUAUUGCGGGGCAGUUUUUUGGACACACACAUAGAGAUAGUAUCAUGGUCCUCCUGGAUGAAGAAGAAAAGCCAGUAAAUUCCUUGUUUGUGGCACCUGCUGUAACCCCAGUGAAGAAUGUAUGGCAAAUGGAGUCCAAUAACCCUGGCGUCAGAUUGUAUCAAUAUGAUCUUCUUGAUUAUAGCUUGCUGGAUCUUUGGCAGUUUUACUUGGACCUCAGAGACGCCAACAAGAAAAAUGAAUCAAACUGGAAAUUAGAAUACAUCCUGACUAAAGCUUACAGCAUUGAAGACUUGAAGCCAGAAAGCCUAUAUGAAAUGGCCAAGCAGUUGUCUGUGCCACACAGCACACUGUUUGAGCAGUAUUACAGUAACUUCAUUGUGAGUUAUGACAAAACCAUUGUCUGUGAAGAGGGGUGCAAGACCUGCCAAAUAUGUGCAAUCCAAUAUUUGGAUUACUCCUCAUACACAGAUUGUAUCAAUCGGGAAGCAACGUGGAGAUGAAGUCUCCAUGCAAUUUAUGCUGAUACUGACUUUAGCCUGUGAUUUAAAGAACCUGCUCAUCCUUUCGCUCAAGCACUGACAUGCUGACAAGGAGCCUGUGGGACUUCUCUGAAUUUCAGGGGAGCAAUAAAUCUCCCUAGAUCCUUCUUCUUGUAAACGUGUUUUCCUUCCACAUCUAAAUAAAAGUUUAUUGGCUAUGUAACAGUGGCCAGAUUGC